AUGGGCUAUGUAUGUGCAGCCCCCUACCAUGGUGAUUCAUCAGUGACUCUUGAAGAGAAACAGGUUGAAAGACGACAAUUGGGCGAGACCGACAAACACCCACAUCACAUCAGGGGACUUCUUGUCAAGAGAAAAGGAAGAAGCAAGUCCGGGGGCGACCUAAAAGGGAAGGCGGUAUUUACUGCUACUAUUUUGGGCAAACUAACUACAAAAAUCGACCUUCAAUUCAAAGAUCUCGACGAAAUGGUUGCCGGAAAACAGAAAUUCGAUACAAGCAUUAUCAAUCGCAGAAUCGAUACGAUUAUUCGAGUACAAAAUCGGGCUUCGGGAGCUAGAGAGAAAAUUGGCGCAGGCUUCCCUCAAGUCAAGGAUACAAUAACCAAAGUCACUGCAGAUCAAGCCACGUACCUGAAAGAUAUUGACCAGCGCACAUUUCGAGAUGAAAAAGAUCCAAAACAGUUCGCACAGACACUUGAUAAGAUAAAGCAGACACGAAAAAAAGUAGUAGAUGCCGAUCAGAUAUUGAUGGAUGCUACAAAGGGCCGCUGA
Messenger RNA from Puccinia triticina, 549 nucleotides. RefSeq lists its product as uncharacterized. Bases 1 to 549 code for a protein of 182 amino acids. NCBI's taxonomy places the organism in Eukaryota, Fungi, Basidiomycota, Pucciniomycetes, Pucciniales, Pucciniaceae. The transcript is spliced from 5 exons. The record is from RefSeq and is a predicted model, not a curated record.